Paraphaeosphaeria sporulosa is the source of this 4011-nucleotide messenger RNA. Its product is annotated as ANTH-domain-containing protein. Lineage: Eukaryota; Fungi; Ascomycota; Dothideomycetes; Pleosporales; Didymosphaeriaceae. Gene Ontology annotation, molecular function: clathrin light chain binding; actin filament binding; phosphatidylinositol-3,5-bisphosphate binding. The record is from RefSeq and is a predicted model, not a curated record. Gene Ontology annotation, biological process: clathrin coat assembly; endocytosis; actin filament organization. Gene Ontology annotation, cellular component: clathrin-coated vesicle; actin cortical patch. Bases 373 to 3540 code for a protein of 1055 amino acids. The transcript is spliced from 7 exons.
AUCAAAUACCCCGGGUCUGACCCCUCCAGAUUGUGCCAACUCAGCGGGGGCGACAAGGUUGCGCGUGCAUGGCUGCGCCGCGUCCGCUGGCGUGGAAGAGGAGCUCGAGGCACGCGUGCCAAGGCCGGAGCUUCGUCACUCAGGGCGCCCUCCCCAUAUAUCGAUCGCUGUUAGCUCCCAGAGUAUCCCCAUCGUGUCGCCCGACCCAGGCAGCACCUCCCACGGUCUCUGCAUUCUGUCGCCCUUGUCUGCGGCAAUUGUCCCCCACGCGCUCCUUCCUAACCAUCUUUUGGCGUACCUUCCAACUUGCGUGCACCGCGAACGCCCCUGCCCGUGCAAUAGCUGGCCCAGCGCCGCACCCACGGCAACACCAUGUCGCUCUACGGCGGGUCUUCACGCAAUGUGGACAUGGGAAAGCAGGAACAAGACCUUGCCAUCAACAUCCGCAAGGCAACGAGCAUCGAAGAGACGGCGCCCAAACGCAAACAUGUGCGCAGCUGUAUUGUCUAUACAUGGGACCACAAGAGCUCAGCCUCUUUCUGGCAGGGGAUGAAAGUGCAGCCUAUUAUGGCCGACGAAGUCCAGACAUUCAAAGCGCUCAUCACUGUUCACAAAGUCCUCCAGGAAGGUCAUCCAGUAGUCCUUAAGGAGGCGCAGGCCAACAUCCAAUGGCUCGACAGUCUGCAGCGCGGCACUGGUGGCGGCGACGGCCUCAAAGGCUACGGACGCCUUAUCACCGAAUAUGUCUAUUACCUCCAGGCCAAACUGGCCUUUCACAGACAACACCCAGAGUUCAAUGGCACGUUCGAAUACGAGGAAUACAUUAGUCUGAAGUCAAUCAACGACCCGAACGAGGGCUACGAGACAAUCUCGGACCUAAUGACAUUACAAGACCAAAUAGACCAGUUCCAAAAACUGAUCUUCUCCCACUUCCGAAGCGCAAACAACAAUGAAUGCCGCAUCUCAGCCCUGGUGCCACUCGUACAAGAGAGCUAUGGCAUCUACAAAUUUAUCACAAGCAUGCUCCGCGCAAUGCAUACCACCCUUGGUGAUGAUGAAGCACUUUCUCCCCUGCGUGGCAGAUAUGACGCUCAGCAUUAUCGUCUCGUCAAGUUCUACUACGAGUGCUCCAACCUGAGGUAUCUCACAAGCUUGAUCACGGUACCGAAACUGCCGCAAGACCCACCCAACCUCCUUUCUGAGGACGACACAGCGCCUGCAUUGCCUGCGCGCCCCAAGGUGGCUGAAGACAUAGCUCCGCCGCCACCACGCGCACAAUCUGUCGAUCCCGAACCCAUUAACGAAUUCUGGAAGAAUGAUCAAAAGAGGCAACAGGAGGAAUAUGAAGCUGAGCAGCGACGAUUGCAGGAUCAGUGGGAAGCAGCUCAGCGGCAGCAGCAAGAGGCACAAAUGCGCGCACAACAAGACUUCGAGGAACAACAGCGACUUCAGGCAGAACAGGCUCGCUUGGCUCAAGAGCAAUUGCUGCGCGAGCAGUACCAGCAGCAGACUCAAGGGCGUCUGGCCGACCUGGAGCGGGAAAACCUGAACGCACGUGCGCAGUACGAGCGCGAUCAGCUCAUGCUGCAACAAUAUGACCAGAGGAUGAAGGCCUUGGAGGGCGAAAUACAGCAAAUGAACCUGAACUUCCAGCAACAGAUGGGUUCACGGGAUGAUCAGAUCAAGGCGCUGCAAGAGCAACUCAACACGUGGAGGUCAAAAUACGAAUCUCUAGCCAAGCUGUAUUCGCAACUACGUCACGAACAUCUUCAGCUUCUGCAAAAGUUCAAGUCUGUCCAGCUAAAGGCCAAUUCCGCACAAGAAGCCAUCGAUGCGCGAGAUAAGCUUCAACGCGAGCUAAAGACGAAGAACCUAGAGCUCGCUGACAUGAUCCGUGAGCGUGACCGAGCAAUGCUGGACAAGGAUCGUAACAGUGGAGGCCACAAAGAAGAGCUCGAGAAACUAAAACGCGAACUUCGCUUCGCUUUGGAAAGAGCGGAGAAUGCAGAGCGAGGCAAAGGUUCCGAGCUGUCGGCUAUGCUCUCGAGACACAACCGGGAGAUUGCCGACCUCGAAGAAGCUCUACGUAACAAGACUCGCGCGCUAGAAGACUUCCAGAUGAAAUAUCGGGAAGGCGAUUCAGAUCUCGAACGGCAACUCCGCGAAAAGGAAGAAGAGCUGGAGAUCUUCCGAGCGGGCAUGGACCAGACCCUGCUGGAACUGAACGAUUUGAAGUUAAACCAGAAUGCCAAUGACAAUGUAUUGGAUGGUCACCUUGAUGAGCUUAUUGCCCAGAGUCUCUCAAAGAUCAACGAUAUUAUCGAUUCGGUCCUCCAGAGCGGAGUACAGCGGGUGGAUGACGCCUUGUAUGAACUCGAUUCAUCCAUGCACGCCGGAAAUCAAAACGCUUCUGGCGCUUUCGUUCUCUCGCAAAUCGAAAAGGCGUCUACAUGUGCCAUGGACUUCGCUACAGCUUUCAACGGCUUCAUCGCGGACGGCCCGAACGCUACGCAUGCUGAAGUAAUCAAGACAGUGAAUGCAUUCGCUGGUGCGAUUGGCGAUGUCUUGAGUGAUACCAAAGGUCUUACCAGGUUCGCUUCAGAUGACAACAAGGCGGACGCUCUUGUCAACGCUGCGCGCCAAUCUGCAACAGCAACAGUCAAGUUCUUCCGCAACGUCCAAUCUGUACGUCUGUAUGAUCUUGAUGCGGAUGGCAAAUUCAACGUCGUUGUAAAUAACAACGCUGAAGUCCUUCGCAAUCUCCAAAGCCUGUCGAAACUGGCAGACGCAUUCGCGCCGAAGAGCAAGAUCACCAACGCAUCCGGAGAUCUUGGUGAGUUGGUCGAGGACGAGCUUACAAAGGCUGCCAACGCUAUUGACGCUGCCGUCGAGCGACUGUCCAAGCUGAAGAACAAGCCACGAGAUCAAUUCUCUACCUACGAGCUUAAGAUCCAUGACUCGAUCUUGGACGCUGCGAUUGCUGUGACGAAUGCUAUUGCUCAGCUUAUCAAGGCUGCCACUGAAUCGCAAAAGGAGAUUGUUCGGGAAGGCAGGGGCAGCAUGACCCGCACCCAGUUCUACAAGAAGCAUAACCGCUGGACCGAGGGACUCAUCAGCGCCGCUAAAGCUGUUGCAUCGUCCACUAAUACGCUCAUUGAGACCGCUGAUGGCGUGAUCUCUGGCCGCAACUCGCCUGAGCAACUCAUUGUUGCAUCAAACGAUGUGGCCGCCUCAACUGCACAACUCGUGGCUGCCAGUCGCGUGAAGGCUAGCUUCAUGAGCAAGACGCAAGACCGACUCGAGAACGCAUCAAAGGCCGUCACUAGCGCUUGUCGUUCUCUGGUGAGGCAAGUUCAGGCCAUCAUUGCACAGAAAAACAAGGACGAAGGCGAAUCAGUGGAUUAUAGCAAACUCAGUGAUCAUGAGUUCAAGGUCCAACAAAUGGAACAGCAGGUGGAGAUAUUACAACUCGAAAACUCGCUUGCACAGGCUAGAUCAAGGCUGGGUGAGAUGCGCAAGUUGUCGUACCUCGAGGAGUAGAGCAUUUGUGGAGCGGGUGGGUGUUGGUUAUAGAGCUAUUUUUAUGCAUUCGAAAGCUGCGUCCGCAAGCUCUUUAGCGACCCAUUCACGUCGAACGGGUGGAUUCCUGUAAGAGUGUUCUUGUGCAUCAAUACCAUUUCAUUGGCUCAAGUUUCUGCUUGCUUCACACUUCACCUUGAGUCUAUGGUAGUGUAAUACUGCAAGAAUCCGAAGCUUGGGUGGCCGACCAUGCCUUGUAUUGUCUCCGCGGGCGGACAUAGACUCUUCUUGGCGAAGUAGAUCUAGUAGAUCUUCGAUAGCCUCGUUUGUACCAUGGAUGUACUAUCUAACAUAGGUACGCUCAUCUCUUCAAGACAAUUGUACGAGUGAAUCACUCAAGCAGCAUCACUGUGAUCAUCUAGCCGUAAUGCAUGCUCAUAGAGCAGUCUACUUUUGUAAGACUCAUAGGAGAAAUAUAAUCUCUACUUCAUG